AUGGAAGAAUUGAACUUUGAUGUUAAUGCUCUUGCGAUCAAGGUGGUUGUGGAAAAAUAUUCUUAUGGUCAACUAUAUCAUGCUCAAUUAGGUCUAAAGGAGGGAAGUCCUCUUGCAAAGUUAAUAACUAAGGCCAAAUUAAUCAUAUGGGAUGAAGCUCUAAUGAUAAGUAGUUUAGCUGGUGAUACAACAGAUGGUGAAUCGAUCGUUCAUAUACCAUAUAACAUUUUGGUUAAGAACUCUGAGACAGCUUUGGAUGACCUCAUUGAUUUUGUAUAUCCAGAUAUGUUAUCCAAUUUAUCUGUUGAAAAUUAUUUCAAUGAUAGAGCAAUUCGUGCACCAACUCUGGAUUGUGUCACUGACGUCAAUAACAAGAUGACUGCAAGGUUACUUGGACAAGAAAGAGUUUACUUAAAUUUUGACUCUGUGUGUGCUGAGGAGGAAAAUAUGGAAUUUGACUUAGAUGCUUUUUCACCAGAGAUUCUAAAUGGAAUAAAUUGUUUAGGUGUACCACCACACAAGUUGAUCGUGAAGGUUGGCGCUCUUGUUAUGUUGUUGGGGAAUAUAGACCAAACUAAUGGUUUGUGCAAUGAAACGAGAAUGCAAGUUAAAAGAAUGGGAAACCAUGUGAUAAAAUGCAAGACUUUUAACUGGUAA
Messenger RNA from Arachis duranensis, 657 nucleotides. RefSeq lists its product as uncharacterized. The record is from RefSeq and is a predicted model, not a curated record. Bases 1 to 657 code for a protein of 218 amino acids. The transcript has 4 exons. Lineage: Eukaryota; Viridiplantae; Streptophyta; Magnoliopsida; Fabales; Fabaceae.